CUCGUCUUGUUUCUCUCCAGUCACCUCCUUCUUCAUCCACCUUUCCCCUCCUUGGGCCAUCCAGCGCUCAUCCCAUAGCCGUCUCAGCACUUUCGAGACAUCCAUUCUCUUGUCACUUCCACUCCUUCGUCUAAGCGUUGCCGUCGUUGCAAAUACCCCAUUGUAUGCCCUCUUAACGGCCCAACUGGAUUCACUUUCAUCGCUCCCCAAGCUCGAAAUUCGCAUCCUGCUCCAGACGACACCGACUCCCGUCCUCUAAGACUACUCUCUCUGCGUCCACAAUACCACUUCUCUGAUCUAUUACCGGAUUACUACCCUCAACAUGUACGACCACAAUGACGACGAGCUGAAGCGUCAGUCUGGCUUUGGCGCUGUUGGUCUGGGUUUCAUGAACGGCGACUUGUCCGACGACGAAGAAGACGACCAUAAGCCCACUCCUGCUCAAGGCAACAAGCACGCAGUGCUCAUCGCUGCUACUCAACACCAGCCGCAGGUUCCGGCUCGCAUACCCCUUGCCGCUCCCAGACCCGGAUACCCCGCUCCUGUAUCUGCCAUUGACCUUCCCAGGUCACCUUCCGCCAACCAGCAGAUGUCAGAAGUUCCUCUUCAUCUCCGCAACCCCCCAGGUGAUCUCAACGCUCCUCGCGUUCCUCCUCCCGCCUAUAACGGUCAAAACGCGCACGCCGUUCCCAAUGCUCCUCACCCUCUUCAACCCCCAAUGACCCCCAUCACACCCAUCUUCGCCCGGCCCUCCGCUUCUCCCGCUCCCAGGGAUGUGAAAUUUUCCGGAGAUGCCAUCAUGCGUGGCAACUCCGAGGACGCCCUCCUUCCACGGAGAGGUGACAAGGGCGACGACUUUUGGCGUAGAUUCAGUGUCAUCGCGAAGGAAGAUACUAAGCAGCCUAGCUCUUGGCUCAGCAAGACCCAGAGCGGCACAAACCGUUUGUCUCGCUGGGUGUGGGUUAUCGGCAUGGUCUUACUCAUCAUCGUCGCGUUCUCGAUCGGUCUCUGGUGGUAUAUCUCACACAAGAGCACAUCGACGACCGCUCCCAAGGCUAUUGGAGGCAACGAGGGUGAUGGUGGUGCUGGCGAAGCGAGCUCUCUUCCCCCUGGUGCUUCUUCUACGCCCCAUGUGACGCCGACGAACACCGUCAAGGACAGACGUGCCCUCCCUACCCCCACUGGCGACAUCCUCAAUCUCAUGAACCUUGGAAACUUGGAGGAUAGUCUCACUGCCAAUGGAUCGCAGGGCCAUAGCAAGCUGAGAAAGAAACACUAUGCGCGAAACCGCUACCAUGGCUUGUACUAGCGUGCUAGUCCGUUCUUGUCGCUUGCUCACGAAACUCCACAACACCUAUGCUAUAUGCCUUGGGUUGGUUUGGGCAGUGGAUACUGUACAGGUCAUACUUUAGAGCCUACUUCUGCUUCUCGAUGCAUACGUUCUUGGGAUUGGUGUCCGCUGACAUUAAUGGAUCCGCUUCCCGUCCUCUCUUUUAAUCGUCACGAAAUUGUAUAUUUAUCCGUACAUAUUCACCGGCAUUUCCACUUUGUCACUUGUUUCUGUCGCUGGCCCCAUGAGCCUGCGUGCAUUGUGUACCAGCCCAUUGGAAUACAAUGCCCUUCAUUUGUCCUGGAUUUUACAUAUAUUACAUUGCGAUGUUAAUUCUCA
Molecule: messenger RNA, 1669 nt
Organism: Coniophora puteana RWD-64-598 SS2
Lineage: Eukaryota; Fungi; Basidiomycota; Agaricomycetes; Boletales; Coniophoraceae
Exons: 4
Coding region: 323-1309 (328 amino acids)
Source: RefSeq, a predicted model, not a curated record